GAUACACUUCCCGCUCUUACAUUUGACCCCACAGCAAGAGAGCCUCAUAUCUUUUUAUUUUUCUUGUUCAAACCCCUAUACUGGCACGAAAGUGGUCUUCUUUUACAGAUUUGAAUUUUUCAAGGUUCACAAAUUCCGGGAUUUUCUUUUAGUCGCGGCAUCGAGAAGCUUAAGUUAGUCCAUUAAAAUUAUAAUCCUGUCAUACUCCACCCCACUCCCAUCACCGCUGGCAACGCAACCCCCCUUAACGUCAAUAUACCUAGUAUUAGGAGUACAUAGUUUAGUAGUCCCGUCAAAACCCCCCUACAAGCGAUGGCGAAGCAGCCCGGCCCCCUCCUCGCCAUCGGCUGCGAGGGCAGCGCCAACAAGCUCGGGAUCGGGAUAAUCUCGCACGACCCGGUCACCGGCAAGACCGCCGUCCUCGCCAACCUGCGGCACACCUUCGUCUCGCCGCCGGGCACGGGCUUCCUGCCGAAGGACACGGCGCGGCACCACCGCGCGCACUUCCCGCAACUGACCAAGUCUGCACUCGCCGCCGCCGGCGUGACCGACCCGUCCGCGCAGCUGUCCUGCGUGUGCUACACGAAGGGUCCGGGGAUGGGCGCGCCGCUGCAAUCCGUCGCCGUGGCGGCGCGCGCGCUGGCGCUGAUGUGGGGGCUGCCGCUCGUCGCCGUGAACCACUGCGUCGGGCACAUCGAGAUGGGGCGCGAGAUCACGGGCGCGCAGAACCCGGUCGUGCUGUACGUGUCGGGCGGCAACACGCAGGUGAUCGCGUACGCCGAGCGGCGCUACCGCAUCUUCGGCGAGACCCUCGACAUCGCCGUCGGCAACUGCCUCGACCGCUUCGCCCGCACCCUGGCCAUCAGCAACGACCCGGCCCCGGGCUACAACAUCGAACUCCUCGCGCGCCGCUCCGCCGGCCGGAAGUUGCUGGACCUGCCCUACGCCGUGAAGGGCAUGGACUGCAGCUUCAGCGGCAUCCUCACGGCGGCCGACCUGCUGGCCGCGCAGAUGAAAGAGCAGCGGGAGAAGAUCGCGCGGGGCGAGGACGUCGCCGAGGAAGACCGGUUCGGGCCCGAGGACUUGUGCUUCAGCCUGCAAGAGACGGUGUUUGCGAUGCUCGUGGAGAUCACUGAGCGCGCGAUGGCGCACGUGGGGAGUAAUCAGGUACUUAUCGUGGGCGGCGUGGGGUGCAAUGAACGGCUCCAGGAGAUGAUGGGACAGAUGGCGAAGGAGAGAGGUGGGAGCGUGUAUGCGACUGACGAGCGCUUCUGCAUCGACAAUGGUAUUAUGAUUGCCCAUGCUGGUCUGCUGGCAUAUGAGACUGGGUUUCGUACGCCGUUGGAGGAUAGCACUUGUACGCAGCGAUUCAGAACAGAUGAAGUUUACGUCAAAUGGAGAGAUUAAAAUAACCGAUCAU
Annulohypoxylon truncatum is the source of this 1420-nucleotide messenger RNA. Its product is annotated as O-sialoglycoprotein endopeptidase. NCBI's taxonomy places the organism in Eukaryota, Fungi, Ascomycota, Sordariomycetes, Xylariales, Hypoxylaceae. Gene Ontology annotation, biological process: tRNA threonylcarbamoyladenosine modification. Gene Ontology annotation, cellular component: cytoplasm; EKC/KEOPS complex. The record is from RefSeq and is a predicted model, not a curated record. Bases 313 to 1407 code for a protein of 364 amino acids. The transcript is spliced from 2 exons.